AUGACCAUCUCCCACUCAGUGAGGUCACAAUGUGCACCACCAGUCCUCACGUUAGGCGGCUCCCCCAUAUUUCGUGUGUCCCACACCAAAUUGCUCGGCGUCACCCUUGACGACAAAUUGGAUUUCCACUGCCACAUCUGCGAUGUAGCGCCCAAAGCCAGGCGGUCACUGGGCUUCGUUACCCAUCUCUCUCGCGACCUUCCACCAGAGGCAUUCAGAAACCUCUACACUGCCCUCGUCUUGCCCCAGCUGGAGUUUUGCUGUGCCAUCUGGGGCCCACUGCAGCAGUCACGUCAAAAUGCCCUAGCAAGCAUUCAAAGAAGGGCUGCUUUUACGUUCCACCGCCGCAGUGCCCCCAGAAGUAGCCUCCUCAGUUACCGUGAUGUUAGCACCGACUCUGUCCUCCGCAACGCUAACUGGCGGUCGCUACAACAUCGAAGAGACGUUGCCUCCAUCCGGCUGUUUUGUCGUGUUAUGAGUGCGGACGACAUGGACUGCCCCAACAUACCACGUCUCAACAGGCGUAGCGGUCGUCUACAGCCGGUGCUGGCGCGCACUCUCCGCCACAGGAGAACGUGUCUCCUACGAGCCGCUGAACUCUGGUUGGCCCUACCCCCGGAGCUGACCCCAGUGAUUCCUAAGGACAGGGACUCUAUAAAGGAACUUUGUCAAUUGAUAUCCCGGGAAGAUGGCUGGCACCUGUGA
Molecule: messenger RNA, 705 nt
Organism: Ixodes scapularis (black-legged tick)
Lineage: Eukaryota; Metazoa; Arthropoda; Arachnida; Ixodida; Ixodidae
Exons: 1
Coding region: 1-705 (234 amino acids)
Source: RefSeq, a predicted model, not a curated record